Messenger RNA from Hermetia illucens (black soldier fly), 443 nucleotides. RefSeq names its product ATP synthase subunit e, mitochondrial (gene ATPsynE). Gene Ontology annotation, biological process: proton motive force-driven ATP synthesis. Lineage: Eukaryota; Metazoa; Arthropoda; Insecta; Diptera; Stratiomyidae. The record is from RefSeq and is a predicted model, not a curated record. The transcript has 3 exons. Bases 117 to 365 code for a protein of 82 amino acids. Gene Ontology annotation, molecular function: proton transmembrane transporter activity.
UGCAAGACAUCUUGAAAGAAGAAGUUAACAUUCCUGUCGUCGACUUUCUGUUCUUGUCACCCGUUGCAGAGGUUUCCCGAGUUGAAAUAAAUAUUUUUAGAUUUCCAGCUUGAAAAAUGGCAGAUUUACCACCUCCAGUUCGUGUAUCGCCACUCAUCAAAUUCGGCCGAUGGAGUCUCUUGACUAUUGGAAUCGCUUAUGGGGCAAUGCAUCAAUCACGACUAUCGAAAAAAGAGGCAAAGGUUCGUGAGAUUGAAGCUCAACAGAAAGUCAUCCGUGAUGCCAAACUGGCGGAGGAGAAGAAACGCAAUGCCGAAGCUGAGGCACGAGCUUUCGAGGAGUUGACAAGAAGCGCACCCAAGUAAAUCAUUCUCAAAUCGAUACCUUGUCAAAUAUGAAAAUAGUGUUUAUAAAUUGAAAAUAUAUACAUUCAUUUGAAUGAA